Messenger RNA from Harpegnathos saltator (Jerdon's jumping ant), 2157 nucleotides. RefSeq lists its product as uncharacterized. Lineage: Eukaryota; Metazoa; Arthropoda; Insecta; Hymenoptera; Formicidae. The record is from RefSeq and is a predicted model, not a curated record. Bases 195 to 1430 code for a protein of 411 amino acids. Gene Ontology annotation, molecular function: protein binding. Gene Ontology annotation, cellular component: plasma membrane. The transcript has 4 exons.
UUUUAAGUCCUUCCUCAUUGAAGUAUAACGCGCAUGCGCGCGCGCGGCUAUUAUCGCGGCAUUUCGCUAAUGAGUGCUGACACACACAAUGAGAUAGUAUUAUCAUAUUAUUGCCAACGCCAAGCGGGAACUGUUUUUUUCUGAUAUACCGCAAGGUAAAUUGGAAAACUGAUACGAAAUAUCUCUAGUAAGAAAUGUUACACUCGUACUACACAAUCGUACACGAAUUCGUACGUAGAAUACCGCGUGAUGUUCGCGGCGUCAGUCAGCGGCGGAAAUAUAAAAAUAAGUGCGUAGAAUUCCCAGUUAGCGAAUUGCUGCACGGGUCGUUAUCAGGUCGUUAUCAGGUCGACAAGAGGAAGAAGCCGCGAGGAUGUGCCCGCCCACGUGCCGUUCGCUCCGCCGCACGAGACACGUCGAGGCGCCGAAGAUGGUCAGUUAGCUGUGCGGACAAGUCGCAGGCGGAUCCGACGACGAUGAAGCGUUUGCUACUAGUUUGCGCCUUUUGCGCCCUCCUCGAAGCCGCGUCCUCGUCGGUGGCCGCGGCGGUGUCGCCGUGCGCGAUAAUUACGUCCAGGCGCGCGAACACCGUCACCUACCGAUGUGCGCAAUUAACGACGCUGCAAAAGUACUUGAACAAAGCGAGAAGCAAUACGACGACCAUCGUGAUUUCCGAAUCCAAGUUACCCAAUAUAGCCGGGCAUAGUUUCGCGAGAUUCGGCGCUACCUUGGUGGUCCUGGACCUGCACGAAUCGGGCAUAGAGACGUGCGACGCCGCGGCAUUCGUAGGCCUCACGAAGCUGGAAAAACUGAUGCUCUGGGGCAAUAAACUUGCUUCCGUGCCGGGAGAUUGGUUCGUGAACAUGCACUCCCUGAAGACCUUGGAUUUAUCGUUCAACUUUAUCCGGGGGAUCGACUACACGGUCUUUCAAAUGCUUCCUUCUUUAGAGAACUUCUACUUCGACUACAACCAGCUCCGCUAUAUCGACUACAAUAUGUUCGCCUACCUGGGUAAUUUGAAGAAGGUGAAAUUUAGCAAGAACCCGUGGAGCUGGGCAUAUCGUGCUCGUUUGACGUGGCAGCUGGAGAACCAGAAGGUCGAGGCGUCGGACGUGUGGGAGGAUUGGAACUGGAUGAACGUCGUCAUCAAAGACUGCAUCGAGAGCGGUCGGGGCGAGCUGCCGAGCGAUAAUGUUCUCGACUGCAUCGUGGAAAAGCUGCUAACGUUCACGUACGAGACGUUCAGCGAGCAGGAGAGGAGCAGCGUUGCAGGUUGCGGCGAACAGGCUAGAAGACUGGUACGCUGCAUGAGACCCACCAACGUUACCGGCAACAGCGAUUACGGGACGGUGCGGAGAAUCCUCGAGGAUUACUCCGCCGUCUUGCCGCCGUUGCAAAGGGCGCUGAUUCCUUUCUCGUCAAGACGAUAAACGGUGCUCUCAGGCUGCAUCCUCUCUCUGAGGAGCCUCUCUUCAGGACCCGUCGCACGAAGCCGUUGCCCACACUGUUGCUGUUAACGUUCUACUCCGCCUCGACUCUGAUUAACGCUCGCCGCUCGCAUACUCACUCUGCAUUAUGUCCAUUACGGCCUGCGCGGCUCCGCGAUUCUCGUAGUGAAUAAAAGCGAAGUGAUUGAUCUUCUUCAGCUUCAGUAUCGGUACGUUGGUGUGCCUGUGGAAAACCUCCCUUACCUUCUGCUGCGACAUUUCGAGCGUGAGAUUCCUCACGAACAGAGCAGUCACCUAUUUGUCAGCGGGUGCGUAAUGUUGGAUUAGCACGAUGCGUUUUGUCUACGCGAUCACGCGAUUUCGCCACCUGCGCGCCAGGUACACGUCUUGCACACACCGCCAUUUUUACCGAACAUUCGCACCGGGUGCGCGUUUUCACUCGAGACGGAGGCUCCUCGGUAUCAAGUAUCUUUCUCUCCUCUCUCUCUCUCUCUCUCUCUCUCUCUCGGAAGAAAUACCUUUGUCUUUUUUGCAACGACACGUGUACACUCACUCUUGGACGAGAAAUUAGUCAGUCUACUUAACGUAAAGAACGAGCUUGCACGUGAAAGUCAUUUCGACGCUGUUGUUGAAAGUCCGAGGAGUACCUCUGUAUCAGGAAAAAUGUGUAAUUGUCAACCGUCAGACGGCGCGGCGAUUAAUAAAUAUG